Oreochromis niloticus (Nile tilapia) is the source of this 4692-nucleotide messenger RNA. It is a transcript of the gene ca5a, whose product is annotated as carbonic anhydrase Va. Gene Ontology annotation, cellular component: mitochondrion; cytoplasm. The record is from RefSeq and is a predicted model, not a curated record. The transcript has 7 exons. NCBI's taxonomy places the organism in Eukaryota, Metazoa, Chordata, Actinopteri, Cichliformes, Cichlidae. Gene Ontology annotation, molecular function: zinc ion binding; carbonate dehydratase activity. Bases 339 to 1286 code for a protein of 315 amino acids.
UACACCCCCUCCCCAGCCAACCUCUCUGGCGCAAACGACGACCCUGUUAUCGGUUAUCGAAGGUGUGCGCCGAGAACAAGUGUGUUUAAUCGUGUUGUUCUGGCGCUAUUGCUUCACUGUAAAGCCUAAUAGAGUGUUGUUUGCUUUCUGCGGUCACAGUUUGAGUGUGUGUUGUUUUCCCCGCCUUCAGAAAAACGGUAGGAGGGCACGGGAGGAGGAGGAGGGAAGCCAGCCGAUAUAUUGUUUUCAGCAGGCUAGCUAACUUUAGGAGAGUUUAAAAGCUAACGGCUCGACUCGUAACUGUUUGCGGGGAAGCAGGUAACAUUAACUCGGUUAAAAUGGUGACUUUCUCGGCUCUGGUUAGACCUCUGGGUUCACAGAUUCACCGACAGCUCGCCAGACAAGCCAGGAGUCACCGGAUAACGCCUGUCAGAGGAUGUAACCUGACUGCGUGCUCAAGCAAAUAUGUGCUGUCUCAGAUGCAUCCCAUGUGGCAGGGACCCCUCGCGGUACCAGGAGGGGAUCGUCAGUCUCCAAUUGAUAUUGUCGUACGAAAGAGCAUCUUUGAUUCAAAGCUGAAGCCUCUGGUUACCAAAUACGACCCGCAUACUUGCCAACAAAUCUGGAACAACGGUUACUCCUUUCUGGUCGAGUACGAUGACACUACAGACAAGUCCACGCUACAAGGAGGCCCCCUGGAAGACAAAUUUAGGCUUUGCCAGUUCCACUUCCACUGGGGUGAGACCAACGCCUGGGGCUCUGAGCACACUGUGGACAAGAAGCUGUUCCCCGCUGAGCUCCACUUGGUCCACUGGAACUCUGACAAGUACAGUCUGUUUGAGGAGGCAGUGAUGGAGGAUAACGGGCUGGCGGUCAUCGGAGUUUUUCUGAAGGUGGGAAAGAGACACGAGGGGCUGCAGAAACUGGUGGACGCUCUGCCUGCAGUCAGACACAAGGACAGUGUAGUAGAGUUUAACCGGUUCGACCCUGGCUGUCUGUUACCCACCAACACAGAUGACUACUGGACGUACCAUGGCUCUCUGACCACGCCUCCUCUGACAGAGUCUGUUACCUGGAUCAUUAUGAAACAGCACAUAGAAGUCAGCCAUGACCAGUUGGCUGUCUUCCGGAGCCUUCUUUUCACCUCAGCCGAGGAAGAUAUGCAGAAGAGCAUGGUGAACAACUUCCGUGUGCAGCAGCCUCUCCGGGGACGUGCCGUCCGCUCCUCCUUCAGUCCCUUCCUGAAGGAGGCGCCAUCCGCUGAAGGCGACAAGCACAACCACUGAUGCUGCUAGACCCUUUCGUCUUCUCUUAGAGUAACUCACACAGUGACCACUGUCCACACUUCUGUUGUUUUCCUUUCUUCAUGCUGUCAGAACAUGUUGUUGCUCAUCAACAUCUGAUGCUGGAAGCAGGUUUUUAGAGUGUAGCACAAUGUGUGUGGGGCUGGGGGGGUGGGGUUGGGUAGGCACCUGUUUCUGAUUGGUUGCGGUUUUUAUUUUCUUUUACAAUUUGGUUUGACUGUUGCAGACCAAAAGCCAAUAAGGGAUGCUUGCUGUGGGGAAAAAAUAAUAUUAAUAAGAAUGGUAUUUAUUCUGUAUUUACAGUCUUUUCAGUUACUGUAUGUAAAGUUUGUAGCUACAGCUGUGUGUAGGGAGUCACACCGAGCUGCAGGUACAAACUUCAUGGUCACAGCUACAGCAGAGAGUGCUCUGAUCUCCUUGCUGUGAUGUUUUUAUCCUUAUAAGGAGGCAGGAGCUGCUGUAAGUUUACAACACAAUGCCCUGGAGAUUUUACCAAACCGUCAGGGGGAAUGUGCCUGCCCAGUAAAAUACUCAACAUAUCUAAAAUCAUCAAUGUUUUACCACUUAGAGAGUUUAUUCUUAAAGUUGUAGGAUUUACUGUUUUGUGUUUUUGUUUUUAGUUUUUUUCCCAUCUACACAUUUUAAACCUUUAGUGUCGUCUCCUGAUACAAAGAGAUACUUGUAUAUUAUACUUUAUACAUCUUUGUUUGAUUCGGACAUCCUAUAAUUUAAAGAGUCUUAAAGGUAACUCUAAGCUUUGGUUCUUCUGCACAGAACCUGUGUUGCUGAUACGCACAAUCAUGCCUGGUUACUAUAGCACAUACAUGCAUCCUGACUGACCCAGAGUGCGUGUACCUGUGUCACAUUGGUGCACCCAGUUCUCUUCCUUUACUCUGGCUUACAGUGAUCUCCAUUAGACACUAUAACCACCGUGCCUUUAAAUGUUCUCUGCGUGGCUCACUGCUUUUGGCAGCUUCACCCUUACCCCUCACAGGAUGGAAAGUAUCUCAUCCCCCCAGCUAUAGCUCGGGUACAGUGGUUGGUGGUCACACUCAGAAAUGGUGGAGGCUCAGCUGAUAUUUACUGUGAUGCUCACCUCUUAUCUCCCAGACAGGUGUACUAUGAAACAAGGAGUUAGUUUUCAGUGUUACAAAGGAAACUCUCUUUGCUCUCUAUACCUGCUUAUGGCGAACUCAUAACCUGGUCUGCAGCAGAGUCAGUUGUCAGCUCAGCUAAUUUUGCCUUGGCCAAAAACUAAACUGAUUUCCACUGAUCUCUCUUUCAUUACACUAUGUGGCAGCAUCAGACCUGCAUGCACAUGUAAAAGCUUUAAAGUUGCAGCUGUCAUGGUAACCUAAAGAUGUAUUUGCAUAUAAAAUCCCAGAAUUAAAGGUUUUCUUCAGCAUUGAGCUUAUGACUUAUUGGCAACAUCACUGUUGGUUUUAUUGACCUCUGAAUAAAGCAGGCCAGCAGGCUGGGUUAACCAGAGUUUGAGGCUUUGUUGAGCCAGCUAACACAAAGAAAGCCUGACUAUGUUGAACUUGCUUCAUAGUACACCGGUCUGGUAAUCUGAAUGAAUCGAGUUGUAAUUGGGAGGAAGCUGCUGUCUUUAUUAGUCUCUGUGGUGCAGUUGUUGUGUUUUAACAGAAGAUUAAUCGCACUAAUGUGACAGAACAAAUCAGUCUGCUGUUUUUGGAUUGGAAGGGGUUUAAAGUUAGUUAUAUUUAGCAUAAAAUGUAAUGUAGAAUGCCCGAUCUACAUUAUCAUUAUUAUUAUUAUUAUUAUUAUUAUUGUUAUUGAUAUUUUAAAGCUAAAGACCUUUUGCAGGAUGUACUUGGACAGGUCACAGGAGGAUAAAUUACCUCUAAUGUUGCAGCAUGUUUUUAUUUUUAUAUACCAGGAUUCCACUAUUUGAGUUUUACCUGUAACCUAUCCAGAGGGGACCUAUUAUGCAAAAAUAUCUGCCAUUUAGAGCAGCGAUAAGCCUGUUUUUUGUCUCCCAGUGCACCAUCUAAAACUGAAUAUGAGGAUUCAUGAUUUUAGCAUAAUUAUAUGACAGAAUAUGAGCAAAAGCAUAGCAGUUUCCCUUUAAAGAUGUAAACUAGAAUAAAUUGAAAUGAUAUGCAGAUCCAGUGUAGGGACACAAAGGUUUGGAAAUCGGGAACGAUUUUAAUGCAAUGUUACAUCAUCUAGAAAGGUUUGGCAGUUGUCAUGCUUUGGCUCAUGUCCAGCAGCUGCAGUGCAUGAAAUUGGACUGUGCAGCAACGUUAGAAAGCUAAAAGGAAGUUUGAGGUAAAGUUGAAAGAGGAGGGUACUGAUGGAACGAUAGAAGGAGACACGCAUGCAGAGACUUGUCUGGCUCUGAGAUUGGUCUUAUUUUAGGACUGCAAACACUGCCCUGCAAACUGGAACAUCGCACCAUAUCUGGCCACUUCUAACGUCAUCUGUGUGCAAAGGUUUUCUCCAAUGGCAUACAGUUGCACUGAAGUGGGGUGAGAGGUCAUGGUUGUCUUAAUGAUCCCUCUGUAACAAUGCAACUAUCCAAACUUGCCCUCCUCCUGGCACCGAGGUUCACGUGAGGCUUUAACGCCCCGCUCCAUCUCCCCAGCGGUCCUCUGUUGGCCCCCCAGUCGAGGCAGAGCACGAAGCUGCACAGCGACUGGACUUCAGUGGACGUGUAUUGAAAAGAUACGAUGUGCACUGGGUGAUGUUAAUUGUUGUGACGGCUGCAGACUGGCUAGAUAAACAGUGAGGGGCCCGCAGAAGACAGAAAAGAUUUUAGCGUGAAGUAGAAGUGGAAUUUGAUGAGGUGGUGUGCUUGGAGUUUUUUCUUCUUCUUUGUUCAGUGUAUUGUACUAACACGGGAGACAAGGGACCCAGUGCUGCCUUCAUCGUGUACAGCUGUAUUUUAUUGAUGUAUUUGAAUUGUGCACCAUCAUCUGCCUUGGUUUUUCAUGGCUUUUUACUCAUGUUGUUACUUUCUUAUGCCUUUUUUAAAAAAAUGCAAUUGCAAUAUUAACAUAUUACAAUGCACAUGCUCAGUCAGUGCAGACUGAUUAUUUAAAUGGAUUGUUCUAUCAAAGUUUGAGGCGCUAGAAAUCUGUUUUUGGUGCUUUUCUUGAUUGACUGCUAAAAAUUAUACGUAUUUUUGCAUCAAUUAAAUCUAAUAGAAUAUAAAGUCUUCCUCUUUUUGUGUUUUUAUCCAUAUCAUUGCCUGCUUUUCUAAUCAUAGAGAUACUACAGGUCCCGCUGUACAAAAAUAUUUUGCACCUUUACUUCAUCUUUCCUAGUCUUCUGUAGCUCACUGUGAUGUUUUAGCAGGUGUCUGAUGUGUACACUGUAUGCAGUGCAUAUUUUAGCUGUUUAUUUGUUGAGUGUGUAGCCCACA